UCGCCUUCUUUUUUUAUUUUUUGCGGGUACAGUCUCUUGAUCACCCCCAAAGUCCCGAACUCCAUCUCCUCCCAAAUCCCCCGGUUCACCUUUCCCCUCCCUUCGUUCUGUAUUCCACGGUGGCGCUACGAUGGAUCUGACACGGCGGCGGCGCGACGGAGUUCCCAGUGUGGUGGACCCUAGUUUCAGGGGUUUGUUUGAAGCGUGCUACAGAAGUAAGCAGGGCGGUAUGGGAACCGAGACAGGCAAUGGGAAAGAGGAGGCCAUGAAGAAUGGUCUGGACGUCACCGGCAUGCCCCUCCCAAGCAGCUCCCAUAGCAGUGUACACAGCGCUGGCAGCGACCCGCAGCUGAAGCAGAUGCUUGAUUGCCUCAAAUCCACCAAAUGUCCCGCUGUGAUCAACUAUGGUGCUUCAUGGUGUGGUGUUUGCAGUCAGAUUCUUCGACCCUUCUGCAGGUUCAGCACUGAAUUCAAGAAUCUUACUUUCAUCUAUGCCGAUAUUGAUGAAUGCCCUGAAACAACUCAGAACAUACGAUACACCCCGACCUUCCACUUUUACCGGGAUGGAGAAAGGGUGGAUGAGAUGCUUGGUACAGGAGAAGAGAGACUGCAUGAUAGGUUGUGGUUACAUUCAUGAUAGUGAUUAGGCUUGCAGGGAUGCUGGUUUCAUUCAUUUACUUUCUAUGACAAUAUUUUCUUCAUUCCAGUGGAUCUUGGAUGUAUCCUUUUUUGCCAAGUUCUGUUUGAUUCGGAAAGAAAGAGACAAUGCUGAGCUGAUGAGCAUUCUUGCUAAUGUCUUUUCACAGUUUAUUCUCUCUAUUGUGGAACUCCCAUUCACUUGGAAAGCUUA
This is a messenger RNA of Brachypodium distachyon (stiff brome), 850 nucleotides long. Its product is annotated as thioredoxin-like 3-3. NCBI's taxonomy places the organism in Eukaryota, Viridiplantae, Streptophyta, Magnoliopsida, Poales, Poaceae. The record is from RefSeq and is a predicted model, not a curated record. The transcript is spliced from 4 exons. Bases 131 to 637 code for a protein of 168 amino acids.